AUGAAGGCAUUACGGACAUCAUCCGCCCUAGCACGGCAGACGUGUCGCCGUCAGCAGCCUACCGAGAACUGCGGCCCUUUAUCUGCCCGGGCCACUACAAGCAGACCAUUCUCAACGUCCAGAAGGCAUUUUCAGUCGUCUCCUACCGGCAGCUUGGGAGGCCUGAAAGACAUCUUGAGAGUGUCCGAGGAAGUCACUGACGCAUUGGCUACGAACAAGCCGGUAGUUGCGCUCGAGACAACUAUAUAUACCCAUGGAGCACUAGGCCAUAGCCUCCCGUCUGACCUGGAGAGUGUCAUCAGGCGCCAUGGCGGCGUACCUGCUGCUGUCGGUAUCCUCAAUGGUGUCCCUACAGUUGGGCUCACUCCUGAGGAGAUCGCCCGCAUGGUCGAGGGUGCCCCGAAGAAGGCAUCUCGGCGGGAUCUGGCCUACCUUGUCGGUAUGGGUAUGACGGGGCGAAAGUUCAACGGCGGUACCACUAUUGCAGGCACCAUGGUACUAUCAAGGCUUGCUGGGAUCCGUGUCUUCGGCACUGGCGGUCUCGGUGGUGUCCAUCGAGGUGGCCAUGAAUCAUUUGAUAUCUCCGCCGAUCUGACCGAGCUCGGCAGGACCAGAGUGGCAGUGGUCGCUAGCGGCUGCAAGGGGUUCCUGGACAUUCCGCGGACAUUGGAGUACCUAGAGACUCAAGGUGUGCUCGUCUCGACCUUUGCUGAUGGCAGAACGAAUAACGUGGAAUUCCCGGCAUUCUGGGCGAGGGACAGCGGCGUCAAGAGCCCCUUUGUGGUCAACGACGAGGACCAGGCCGCUGCCAUGAUACUGGCGCAAGAGAGGUUGAAUAUAGAGACGGGCAUGCUAUUCGCCAACCCGAUCCCGGAGGACUUCUCAAUCCCCAGAAGCGAGAUGGACACCAUCAUUGAGCAAGCCGUACUCGAAUCAACCCAGCAGGGCGCGCUCGGCAGCGAGAACACACCCUUCAUCUUGAAGAGGAUCAAAGAGCUCACUGAUGGCAGAAGCGGGCCAGCGAACAUAGCUUUGGUACAUGCAAACGUAGAACGGGCUACCAAUGUGGCCGUUGCGCUUUCCGUGCUUAUCUCAGGAGGUCGUCUAGCUUCUAAUAAACCGGUGAAGCAGUGGGCUGGCUCUGAACCGUUGAAAGCCAGGAGCCGUCCCGUAUAUGAGUCAUCGAAGAAGACUGAGGUCACUUCGCAAGCUGAUAUCCUUGUUGCUGGAUCGGUUGCUGUGGACUUGAGCUGCGACUACGUUGGUGCAGACUCUUAUGAGAAUCCGUCGCCUCACCUCCAUACGUCAAACCCAGCACACAUCGCCCAGUCUAUUGGAGGCGUUGGCCGCAAUGUGGCACUCGCAGCUCAUAGGGUGAGCCAACACACCAACGUUCGAUUAUGCAGUAUCAUCGGCGAUGACCUAGCUGGCUCGACAGUUCUAGCAUCCCUGCGGUCGUGCGGGAUGGACACUUCAUGCAUACGACAGUUGAGCCACGAGAAUUACCCCGGCAGCCGGACCGCGCAAUACGUGUCGGUCAACGAUGCCAACAAGAACCUGGUACUUGCCAUGGCUGAUAUGGCUAUACUCACAUCCCAUGCAUCUCCUGCUUACUGGAACUCGGCUCUGGCGGCGUCAUCGAAGCCUAAAUGGCUUGUUGUCGAUGGAAACUGGACUGCCCGCGACAUCCGAACCUGGAUGCAAGGGGGUAAGCGGAACCAUGCCCAAGUUGCCUUUGAACCAGUGUCAAAGGAAAAAUCAACCCGUCUGUUCAGCGCCGAGAAAGGACUUGCAGGACUCGGGGUCUUCCCCAGCGUCACCGUCGACCUUGCAACACCAAACCAAUUUGAGCUGGCAGCUAUGCAUGCAGCCGCGCAACAAAACGAGUACCUCGACGACUCACGGUGGUGGGAGGUCAUUGAUGCCUUUGGGAUGAGGGGAGCGAGGGAUCGCUUCGUGAAGCUCACAUCCUCUAGCAUGACCGAUGCUGGCAUUCCGCAGCAAGCCGUCCGACUUCUGCCUUAUAUCCCGACAAUCGUCACGAAGAUGGCAAGCCACGGGGCCCUGUUGACGACUAUCCUGAAGAAAGACGACCCACGCUUACACGACACCGCUUCGAAGCCAUUUAUUCUCUCAAGAUGUGCCAAUGAUCAUGCAGAAAUUGGAGGUGUUUAUAUGAGACUGUUCCCACCCGUCGAACAAGUCGAAGACGUAGUGUCCGUGAAUGGGGUUGGCGACACGUUCUUGGGAGUUCUGAUUGCAGGACUUGCUCAGGGGGGAAAGGUGGAGGAUUUGAUCGAUAUUUCCCAGAAAGCUGCGGUCCUGACUCUUCGCAGUCCUCAGUCCGUGGGUGAGAAUUUGGGUAUACUGGAGAGCGAGCUUAUGGCUGCCGCUGCCGCUCCAUCCUUUUAG
This is a messenger RNA of Anthostomella pinea, 2412 nucleotides long. Lineage: Eukaryota; Fungi; Ascomycota; Sordariomycetes; Xylariales; Xylariaceae. The record is from the annotation of a GenBank genome assembly.